UGGACUGCUCCAGCUCCUUUAAAAUCCAGGCUCAACACCAAUCCCACACAAACUCCGAAACCAUUGCUCUUGGCACCUCACAAGCUCACAGCUCGCGAUCUUCCUCCGGCAAGGAUCGGUGGUUGAGGAGUCACGGUAAGGCGAAGCGCGAACGAGAGCGUACGUGCCAUGGCCGGGAGCGCGAGGUCGGCGGCCACGAAGCACGCGUACCGGAUGUUCGCGCCGUCCCGGAGCGCCGCGGCGCGGGGCAGCACCGGCGGCUCGGCGGACGAGUUCGACGAGUGCGACGUCUGGGGAUCUUUCGGUCCCGCCGGCGUGGUGGACUGCUCCGGCCCCGGCGAGAUCGCACGGGCCCGAACGGUCCCGUCGUCCGCCCGCGCCGCCGGCGGCCGGAAGAUGCCGCUGGACCGCGCCGCCGUCGGCUCGCUGCCAGGGUCGCUGCCGAUGAGCAUACCGGACUGGCAGAAGAUCCUGGGGGUCGAGUACAGAGACCACCACGCCGGCCCGUGGGAGCUGGACGGCAACGACGAGGACGCCAGCCACCACGGUGGCAUGGUGCCGCCGCACGAGCUGGCUUGGCGCAGCCGCACGGCGUCGCUGUCGGUGCACGAGGGGAUCGGCAGGACGCUGAAGGGGCGGGACCUCAGCCGCGUCCGCGACGCCGUGUGGAAGAGGACUGGCUUCGAGGACUAACCGAACGGCAUGGCUCGAUACGCGCCUAGCUGGUAGCCGGCCGCCGCCGGUAGCCAGGCUUGGAACUGGCGCGCUACUAGCUGCUUCGCUUGUUUCCAUCCACCAACCCUCCUUUUUGCCAUUCAACUACAUAAAAACAAUUGGCGGUAUUGUUGCUUGAUGGCUGGUAGCCGGCCGCCGCCGGUAGCCAGCCUUGGAACUGAAUGCGAUCCGGACAGACGGAAGGAUGGCGGGCGGUUGCUUGAUGCUUGCUCUCCAUGGCUGGCAA
Molecule: messenger RNA, 961 nt
Organism: Lolium rigidum
Lineage: Eukaryota; Viridiplantae; Streptophyta; Magnoliopsida; Poales; Poaceae
Exons: 2
Coding region: 169-693 (174 amino acids)
Source: RefSeq, a predicted model, not a curated record